Ricinus communis (castor bean) is the source of this 2189-nucleotide messenger RNA. Its product is annotated as calcium-dependent lipid-binding protein. Gene Ontology annotation, molecular function: lipid binding. Lineage: Eukaryota; Viridiplantae; Streptophyta; Magnoliopsida; Malpighiales; Euphorbiaceae. The record is from RefSeq and is a predicted model, not a curated record. The transcript has 12 exons. The coding region runs from base 393 to 1940 and encodes 515 amino acids. Gene Ontology annotation, cellular component: endoplasmic reticulum.
AAAACGGACAGAACGGUGCAAUAAAAAGACCAAGGAAUUGAAUGCCAGGAGAGAUUUGGAUUAAAUGCCGAGACAGAGCUCUCGCACUCUGGCCUACUUGACCUUCAUUUCUUGAUGCUUUUUCAUUUUCCCUUUCAUGAUCUUGUGGAGCAAAUGCCUACACCACCACAAGAGUUCGAUAAAUACAUUUUAUUUUAGACCGAGAAAACCAUUACUCUUUAUAUACAAAAAAACUAAAAACCAACAAAGAAUUUCUCUAGGUUUUAUUAACUGCAGUGAAUCUGAUUCCCCAAUUUGGAAUUUCCCCCUUUAUUUUCCCCUCUCUCGCUGUCUCUAUUCAGACGCAUUAUUUUACGUCACUGAGAAAUUUUUCAUUUUGAUUUCCGAGGAAAAUGGGGUUGAUAUCUGGGAUCUUUAUGGGAAUGAUCUUCGGGAUCGCGGUUAUGGCGGGAUGGAAGCACAUGAUGAGGUACCGAAGCACCAAGCGAAUUGCCAAGGCAGUUGAUAUAAAACUUCUCGGGUCCUUAAACAGAGAUGAUUUGAAGAAAAUAUGCGGCGAUAAUUUUCCUGAUUGGAUAUCUUUUCCUGUCUUUGAGCAGGUGAAGUGGCUGAACAAGCAACUGAGCAAGUUAUGGCCAUUUGUGGCAGAUGCAGCUACAAUGGUAGUAAAAGAAUCUGUUGAACCACUAUUAGAAGAUUAUCGACCCCCAGGGAUUACUUCAUUAAAGUUCAACAAAUUUUCUCUUGGAACUGUGCCACCCAAGAUUGAAGGUAUACGUGUUCAGAGUCUUAAGAAAGGUCAAAUCAUUAUGGAUAUUGAUUUUCGAUGGGGUGGUGAUCCAAGCAUCAUUUUAGGCGUUGAAGCUGCACUUGUUGCUUCUAUACCCAUUCAGUUGAAAGACCUUGAAGUUUAUACUGUGAUCCGAGUUAUCUUCCAACUUGCUGAGGAGAUACCAUGCAUUUCUGCUGUUGUUAUUGCUCUACUUUCUGAGCCAAAGCCUAAAAUUGACUAUGUUCUGAAAGCUGUUGGUGGAAGCUUAACAGCCAUUCCUGGACUAUCAGAUAUGAUUGAUGACACUGUGCAUUCAAUUGUCACAGAUAUGCUUCAGUGGCCCCACAGGGUUGUUGUUCCAAUUGGUGGUAUACCUGUUGAUACAAGUGAAUUAGAGCUUAAACCAGAAGGAAAGCUUACAGUGACAGUAGUCAAAGCAAAUGAUUUGAAGAACAUGGAAAUGAUUGGAAAAUCUGAUCCUUAUGUGGUUCUAUAUAUUCGGCCAAUGUUCAAGGUUAAAUCUCGUACUAUUGAGAACAACCUCAAUCCUGUUUGGGAUCAAACAUUCGAGAUGAUUGCUGAAGACAAGGAGACACAGUCUCUUAUUCUUGAGGUCUUUGAUAAGGAUAUUGGGCAAGACAAGAGGUUGGGAAUAGCAAAAUUGCCUUUGAUUGAGCUAGAAGCAGAAACAUGGAAACAACAUGAGUUAAGACUGUUACCAGCACUUGACAUGUUGAAGAUUAAGGAUAAAAAGGAUGGAGGAACUCUUACAAUUAAGGUUUUGUACCAUGCAUUUAACAAAGAGGAGCAAUUGGCUGCUCUAGAAGAAGAGAAGAGGAUUAUAGAAGAAAGGAAGAAGCUCAAAGAAGCAGGAGUUAUAGGGAGCACAAUGGAUGCACUUGAUGGAGCAGUGGGGCUGGUGGGUACUGGCAUUGCUGGUGGAGUUGGCCUUGUUGGAACUGGUAUUGGUGCUGGGGUUGGGCUGGUGGGAACUGGUGUUGGCGCUGGUGUAGGCAUCGUGGGCAGUGGCCUUGGAGCUGUUGGCAGUGGGCUGAGCAAAGCAGGGAAGUUCGUGGGCAGGACAUUUACUGGGCAAUCCAGCAAGAGAAGUGGCUCCUCAACUCCGGUCAAUAGCGUGCAGGAAAAUGGCGGGGCAAAACCUCUGUAGAACGAUACGUGAAUUUGACCUUUUGGCUUGCACUCCCGGGACUUUAGAUUGAGAACUUUGUUUGGCAAAUUUAUGUCUUGUUUCAUAGCGUUUCUCCAGUAUAUUGAUCUUUCUGCAACUUUGGCAGGUUAUUCUCCAUCCUAGUUUCAACUGUAACUUCUUCCUUUCCUCGUGAAAUUUAUGUUCUGAUUAUAUAGCAUACUCUUCAAAUCUUUGAUGUGUACAAAAUAAUAUGAUUUCUUUUUUCUC